Messenger RNA from Nerophis lumbriciformis (worm pipefish), 861 nucleotides. The record is from RefSeq and is a predicted model, not a curated record. NCBI's taxonomy places the organism in Eukaryota, Metazoa, Chordata, Actinopteri, Syngnathiformes, Syngnathidae.
AUGGGUCUUGAUAAUGCGGGCAAUUGUGUUCAGAUUGCUGAAAUGGAUGGAUUUUGGCAGAACGAGCUCUGCGAUGACAGAGCCCCAUAUGUUUGCGUUCAAGAUGGGAACUGUUACGGCCGCAACGGGGCUUUUGGCCACGGCAAGGUCAACGUCAAGCGGCAGGGCUGGCACGAUUUACCCUAUGGCCUCCUGGAGAAAAUAACAACGUCGGUUGACUGCUGCGGAGGCCUCGGUAACGUCGACUACUCCAAGAUGGACUUCAAGGUGUUUGAGGAAGUCUUAAAACACGUCAACUUUAAGGACACCAACUUCCACAUUGCUGUUUGCGCAAUUGUUUUCAACCCGCUUUUCUGGAACUUGGUGGCAAGAUGGGAACACCGGACACGGAAACUCUCAAAGAUGUUUGGAAGCCCCUACGUCGCCUGCUACUUCCUUGGCUUCAUUAUCAUCCUCCUCAAUGUGUAUCGAAGCCACAGCAUGACCGUCGUGAUGAAGACACAGGCCAGGUGGGAAAUACUGGACAGGACUGAGGUCUUUCAAACUGGCGUUCUCCUCAUCGCGGUGGGCUCUCUGCUCGUCGUCAGCAGCUUUCUCGCUUUGGGAUUCACCGGGACGUUCCUUGGUGACUACUUUGGCAUUCUAAUGGAUGAAAAGGUGACAGGCUUCCCCUUCAGCCUUACAGAUAACCCAAUGUAUUGGGGCAGCACUGCCAACUACCUCGGAUUAGCACUCAUAGGCGCCAGUCCAAUCGGUCUCGUCUUGACUGCAAUUGUGGCGUUGGUCUACAAGAUUGCAAUUGGAUUUGAAGGACCUUUCACUGAGCACAUCUAUCAACAAAGGACGCGCAAACGUGAAUAA